Thlaspi arvense is the source of this 912-nucleotide messenger RNA. Lineage: Eukaryota; Viridiplantae; Streptophyta; Magnoliopsida; Brassicales; Brassicaceae. The record is from the annotation of a GenBank genome assembly.
AAAGCCUCAUAACAUCUAGAAGAUGAUGAAGUCCACAUAAUUCGCGCUUUGCUGUUUCUCUCCACUCCUCUCUACUUUCGGGAAUCUUCUUCAUUCGAAAAAAAAAUUCGUUGCCGGAGAUCGGAAAGGGAUGGCUUCGCUCGGUUUCAAUCUCGGCUUCUCCUUCUCAAAUGUACAAAUUCAGCAGAAUCGAAAAGUUCCCGGAAGUGGAAGGGCUCGCGUUUUCUUCUGUAGCUCCUCUUCCUCUCAAGCAUCUCCGCAGGGGAUUUCUGCCGCGACGCCUCCUGAGAUCGAGCUCGAGUUCUUCGGUCCGAAGCCUGGGAGCGACGGGUCGUAUCCGAGGGAUAAAGCGAAAGCUGUGAGCGGCGAGAAGCUUCUGAGAAACAUUAUGCAGGAUAACAAAAUCGAGCUGUACGCUACUUACAUACUAGACGGUAGAGACCUUCUGAACGAGAGAACAGAUACAGAAAACAAGUAUCUGAAAAAGAAGCCGGAAUCUUGGAGACUCGCAUGUCAAACUAUAGUAGGGAACAAAGAAAACUCAGGAAAGGUUGUCGUUCAGCGGAUUCCGCAGUGGAAGAAGUGAAUAUUCCCAUGUAAGGUUCUACUCGUUCAGCGGAUUCAGCAGCUCGUAUUAAAGAGCUGUCCCCUCCAAAGCCAUAUUAGUUUUUAUGUUUGUAUUUAUCCCAAAAGCUCGACUCAACAAGAAACUGGCAAAGCUCUUUGAAUGGGACCAGUUUGGGAUAUCGAGUUUAAAUCGAUGACUGUAUAGAUCGACUAGCAAUAUAACCCAUUGAAUUCAAAGUUAUGAAACGGUGACAAUCAGAGCAGAUACGGAUUACAAAUCUUGGUCGGUUUUUAAGAGUUUGAGUGCUUUUUAAACUAAACAUAUUAAUGGAGAACAGAAAAAAA